UUGCACGACUCUCCCACUCACAUCGAUACGACCAUGACUUCCGUUAUUACUGGCGCUGCCCAGGCGCUGCACUCCGCGGCUGCUGCUGCUCUUUCAAAGGCCCAGGUCAAGCCUGGGGACGUGGUCCCUGCCGAGAAGGUGAAGGAGGCGGGGAACGCUGCGCCCGAUGCUGCGUUCCCGCUCAAGCUCGAGGGGAAGAAUGUCAUUGUCGGCGUCCCCGGCGCGUUCACCGGCACCUGCACCAACCAGGUCCCGGGAUACAUCCAGAAGUACGACCAGUUCCAGGCGAAGGGCGUCAAUGAGAUAUACAUCGUCGCAGUGAACGACGCAUUCGUGUUGAAAGCAUGGAAGGAUCAGCUUGCUCCUUCAGGCACACCCGUCAAGUUCAUCGCAGACGAUCAAGGCAUCCUCACCUCGAAGCUCGGUCUGCUCUUCGACGCCUCCCCCCUUCUCGGCGCCCCGCGGUCGAAGCGCUAUGUGAUCAUCACCGAGGGCGACAAGGUGGUGACCGUGACCGUCGAGCCUGACCCCAGUGUGGUGACCACCACCGCGGCGGACGCUAUUCUUGCUCAGCUGUGAGAUGGGUAGCGGCGGACGGUUGUCAAUGUAAGAUAAGAUAAUGCAUAGACAGAGAAGAGAAAUUGCUUGUACGAUUGCAGGAUGGAAUAAGAUAACGUCGUUGGAACAAGUGACGGUG
Molecule: messenger RNA, 697 nt
Organism: Gloeophyllum trabeum ATCC 11539
Lineage: Eukaryota; Fungi; Basidiomycota; Agaricomycetes; Gloeophyllales; Gloeophyllaceae
Product: Redoxin-domain-containing protein
Exons: 6
Coding region: 34-579 (181 amino acids)
Biological process (GO): hydrogen peroxide catabolic process; cell redox homeostasis; cellular response to oxidative stress
Cellular component (GO): mitochondrion; cytoplasm; peroxisome
Molecular function (GO): thioredoxin peroxidase activity
Source: RefSeq, a predicted model, not a curated record